This is a messenger RNA of Pichia membranifaciens NRRL Y-2026, 1188 nucleotides long. RefSeq lists its product as hypothetical. The record is from RefSeq and is a predicted model, not a curated record. Gene Ontology annotation, molecular function: ubiquitin protein ligase activity; zinc ion binding. The transcript is spliced from 2 exons. The annotation marks the transcript as partial. NCBI's taxonomy places the organism in Eukaryota, Fungi, Ascomycota, Pichiomycetes, Pichiales, Pichiaceae. Gene Ontology annotation, cellular component: cytoplasm.
GAGUACCUCGAAGACCAGCAGGCGCUCGAAAAACAGGCCCGUGAGCAGAUGCCCUACGACCCGAACGAGUGCACGUUCGCCAUGGGCGCCUUGCGGCAGGAACUCUACGCCUGCCUCACCUGCUACAGACAAACCGCCCAGCUCAACGCCGUCUGCUACGCAUGCAGCAUCCGGUGCCACACCUCCCACGACCUCGUCGAGCUCUUCACAAAACGGUCCCGCACCUGCGACUGCGGCACCUCCAGAGUCAGCGGCCCCUGUCUCGUGCGAUACCCGCAGUGGACAAAGCUAGACGCCGAGUUCCAGUCCGAAAACGACUCUCACCGGUUCACCCCCGACAUCCCGGACUCAAACAACAGGUACGGCCACAACUUCAAAGGCGAGUUCUGCGACUGCAAUAUGCCAUACAACCCGUUGACCGACAGUAACAUGCACCAGUGCACCUUCGGAGUAAAAUGCGACGAGGACUGGUACCAUGAAGAGUGCAUCAUGGGCCUCCGCCCCGGAGUGGUGAACAGAAGUCCGAAAAGAGCUGCCCGCUCGCAAGCCAUCCACGGCAGAGAUAGACUCGAUGAGCUAUCCGAGCCAGGACUGGACGCAAGUAGCGAUAACAAGGUCAAGGCAGAAGUGGACGAUGAAGACGAACAUGACGACAAUGAUGAGGAAUAUGAUAUUCUCCCGUUGCCCGGGUUCCCCGACCUGGACUCUUUCGAUUCAACGAUAUGUUGGAAAUGCGCCUCAGAAUACCCAGCCGAAAUGGAACAGCUAGUAAACACUCUACACUGCGAAACGGUGAUAUCCAUGAUUUCUCCCGACGUUUCAACCACAGACGAAAAAGCUUCCAAACGUACGAAAAAGGACUUCCCCAAAACAAUAUUUUUGAAAGAAGAUUACCGCGAGAAGCUGAAACACCAUGUCGACACCGAGCCCUCUAGCAAACUCUCUGUUCUGCUCAAAAAAUACCCCUUCCUUUAUCUCGAUGAUCCAAUAUACAGGCCUCCAGAUGAUGAUGAUGACGCUUCUUCUGUGUUCGAGCUUGGAAUCCGUGAACUGGGAAACAUGCCAAGUGACCAGGCAGCUCAGGGCUUGGCAGCUUACGAGAAAAUCAAAUCAAAACUUACAGAAUUCCUCAAACCUUUUGCCCAGGAGGGCAAAAUAGUCACAGAAGAUGAAGUAAAAGCUUUCUUC